AGAACGCGCAUCUUCCACAACCAGCUUCUCCUUUUUAAACUUUCGAACUAUAUUUUUUGUAAAAAUAUCCAACUGGCUUAGUUUUAAUUCAACCUUUCUUAACAUUUGUAAAAGGUUUGGUUGUUUGGGAGUUUCUAGUAUACUGUGGACAUUAAACUGUGAUUGUUGCCCGGUAGUUGGUUGACGAUAUAAAACACGCUUAUUGGCCUAGCGGUCGUAUAAUAUUCAUUACCAGGGCGUAACGUCUAUAAAACCAUAUUUUAUGAUGACGCUGGAGUAUCUUCACCCACAGCAAGCCGAGAACAUGUACAUCCACCACCCCUCCGCGUCGGGGGGCUUCCAGCAGCAAAGCAUCCAUCCGCCUCCUCCUGCUCCACCCCACCACCAGUUCGCAUCCGCCGACUACUGGCAGCAGCUGCACGGCGUCACCGCCGGUGGCGACCACUCCGCACCGGUAACAGGCGCCAGUUCCACCGUGUCCAACACUGCCGUGAGCCAGCAGCCAAACUCGACACCGGGUUGGACGAACGGUGGGCUAGCCGGCGCCAUCGCCGCCUCCGCCGGGGGCGCGGUGCCGGUGACGGAAUGGCAGUAUAUCCACCACGCCUCGCAGAACUCGAACACGGCGUCGUGUCCGCCGACGUCGCUUUACACCGGAGUUUCUGACGACUUCGCUGGAGGUCAUAGUCAAGGGCAAGCCUAUGUUAGCCCUGGUGGGAUCCAAACAGUUGCCCAAGCUUUGCACCGGCCAAUGAUGACUACCUAUGACUGGAUGAAAAGCUCUACAUAUCGCUUCAACCCCCAAACAGGCAAGACGAGAACAAAAGACAAGUAUCGUGUUGUAUACACUGAUCAUCAGCGACUGGAACUGGAGAAGGAGUUCCAUUACAGUCGGUAUAUUACUAUCAGACGAAAAAGCGAGCUUGCCUUAGCUUUGGGUCUCUCCGAAAGACAGGUGAAAAUUUGGUUCCAGAAUCGGCGAGCUAAGGAACGAAAGAUGGCAAAGAAGAUAAAGAUGCAAGACGGGCAGUCGCAUAAUCAGUCAACGCAUCAUGAAGAUGAUCGAAGUCCGAACGAACGUCGUAAAGAAUUUAAUCAUCCAAGUCAACACAGUCAUCAUCAUCAUCCUCCUCCUCAUCAUCACACUCAUCAUCAUCAUAGCCAUCAUCAUUCCGUUUUACAGCAUUCAUCAAGCCCUAACCAAACCGCUGUCGACACCAAGCCCAAACUCCCUAUCAUUCCCGCGACCGCGAUGACCACGAUAUCCGCCGAGGUCAUUAAGACGACCCCGUUGACGCCGACGACGUCGCCGCCGCAUCACGUGACUUUGCAGUCAAACGAUGUCACCAUGGAUGGCAGGGCGCUGACGAGCAGCCACGCCUUGAGCUCCGGCGCAGACACGAUCGACAAUUCGCUGCAUAUUCCCAUCACCGCUGCCGAAGUUGCAAAUCUUGUUUUAGUAAACAAUAAGAAUACCAUACUUCAAGCACAGUGAUCACAUAAUACGCUAACCAAAUACCCGGUUGACACUUGCACGCAUUGUGGUGCCCGCAUUGAUGCAUGCAAGUGCGGGACACUUUAUGGCAUGACUUGGCUUUAUCAAUAAUAUUUACGCAUUGUCUCGAUACGUUCACGACAUACUUGCAACAUGUUUCAUCAUUGCUUGCGCGAAGUUCACCCAGUGUUCACGCACGGUCCCGACGACGUGUUUUAAGCCCAGCGAAUAUUCUCGACACCCUAUUUGUGACUAUCUAGCGCAAAUUCAAAUAAUUAUUCCAACGUUCUGGUGUUGACGCCCACUACGUUCGUUGAUUAGGACCACUUACACUGAUCACGUGGUCUGCACUCACAAUUUUGCGCAUAUCAUUCGCGAACUAUGCGUGAAGUAUGCUAAUUAGCCUAUAAUAUAUGCACGAAGUAUACUCGACCCUGUUGUGAAAUACUAUAGUCGUGAACUGCGUGCCACUAUACCCCGGGGGGGUGUGUCUACUACUCUUUUUUGCGCCACGAAAUUUAUAUUUCGACGCCACGCUGUUGCGCUUAGGUUGCGUAUAGUUCACGAAUUUGUAAUUUUCAACAUGUUGAAAAUUUUGGCACGCAUUUCACGCACUGCCACGCACCUUUCCGCAAGCUGGUACGCAUAGUUCGCGCAUUGGCCCGUAUGAUUUCGUGCCCAUACGCAAACUAUGCGGGAACCACAAUACAUGCAAGUGUCAACCGAGCUUUCACGUGAGGUUAUUUUCUGUAGAAUAUAGAAUAUGCUGACUGUUUUGUCAUUUCUUUUUGGCUUUUAUUCUUUAUGUUGAGGGUAUUGUUUUGCGAGCUAUUAUUUACGUUUAUAGUUGUUUUAUGAUGCAAAACUUUUUUUUAUACAUUAAUAAAUAAACAGGACGAUCACUGUCCAUCAAUAUGAUAUUUGAUAAGUAUCAUAUAUGGGGAUUAUCUUGUGUAAAAAAAGGGGGUGGGUGAAAAAACAUUAUUUUAACUUUCUGUAUUUUGUAUCCUUCGUUAAAAAAACGUACAUAACCAUAUACGUUGGUUUUGAUUAUUUAUGCCUAUUCUUUAUCAACACUCUAGUUUUGAUUUGCUCUUGUUUAUCGGAUUGUUCUUAUUUUGUUUUGCUUUUUUUCAUAUUGACAGAUUUAUUUGAUAGUCGAUUAUUAUGUUACAGAUCGACUUGUUUUUAUUCUGCCAUUUUAUAUGAAUGACUUACGAUAGAGAAACUGUAAUUUUGAUGAUGAUCAUGGCCGUAUGCAUUUUUUUUGCUGGGGCCGGGGGGGGGGUAAAUAUUUCGAAAAAAAUCGAAAGCGAGGGAGCGAAACGAUCGAGUUUGUCAUUGGAGAGAUUUGCAUUUUGUAAAGUGAAAUUGAAGAAGUUCAUGCAUAUUUUUGGUGAUCUUUUUAAAAAAUUCAAUAAAAAAUUAUCAAAUUUUAUGGGGGACAUUACGGUUAUGAUGAUGAUAUUACACUGUAAAAAAUGAAGUGCUAAUUUAGCACUUAAAGUGCUUGUAUAGUGACUGCACUACGAGUGCUGAUUUUCUGGUUUAAAUUUGAACUAGAAAAUCAGCACUGGUAGUGCAGUCACUAUACAAGCACUGGAAGUGCUAUAUUAGCACUUGUAUGAUGAAAGUGGCAACAACAAUAGUAAUUAUAUGAUACCAAAGAAUAAUAAUAAUAACAAAGCUGCUACUACGAUUUCUACUUGUACUACUACUACUACUUAAAACAAUAGUAAUAAUGAUAAUAAUAAUAAUAGUUAUAGUAAUAACCAAAAUUGUAGUAAUAAAAAUAAUGUAUGAUGGAAUUAUAACAAUUUUGAUAGAUAAAUGAAUAAUUAAAUUACAUUUAUGUUUUCAUAUUCUUAUGUUUUACAAACUUUUGGGUAUGCUAUUUGCGACCCAGCAUGGAUAUAUGUCCAUACUUCAAGAGGCUUGGCCGGGUUUAGCUAUAUCAAUUGAGAACUGUUUGAAUAAAACAGACUCUCUGAUUGAAUUUUGUACAUAAAGUGUAUUAUUCCCUUAUUUUAUCUUUGUUUUACUUCGUAAAUUAACUUUUUUCUUUUUCUCUCAUUGUUUUACUCAAUUUUCAAUAUGCAAAUCGAAAUUUUCCGUAAAAAUACGAAGAAAACUGUUUUUGGUUACUUUCUUUGUUUUCCUUUGUUAAUUUUAGGGAUUUUACUUAUCCUUAUUUUCAAAUCAAUCGUGUUCUUCAGGACCAUGAACAGUGUUUACUUGGAACUAUUAACAUGAUUAAUUUGCCCUAUUGCGAGGUUUUAUAUUGCUUGUAUAAAAUUAUAAAUGUAAGAGGAAAAUGGUUGAAUAUAUUGUGUCACUUUAGAGUGUUUAUCGCCUUUUGUUCACUGUUGUGAUGGUGAAAAUGUAUUCAUGUAUGUUUGAUUCGUUGAUAUUUGAAUGUUUUAUAUCCGACAGAAAAUAUUUACUUUAGUAAUCCAGAUAUUUCUUGGUUAUCGGGCCAUAUGUAAAUAUCAUCACGUUGUUGCCAAUAUAUCUACACAAAUAUGUAAAUUAUUCCAUUUACAAAUUUUGUUUCAUGGGUAGUUAGCAUUGCAAAAAUACUUUUCAUAUAUUUCGUGACAUGUUGUCGAUUUUUUUUUGCUUAUGAAAACGUUGUACAUGUCAGUAUCAUCUCAAACCAAAUAUUCAGUAUUUUCCGCAUAUUAUCAUUUAAAAAUUAUCAGUUUUACAUGGGAAGAACUCUGUUAAGAUAGUCUGUCUUCAAUGUGAAAUGAAAUGGGAUUUGAAAAAAAAAUCAGUGCUGUAAAUGAUUUUUCUUUUUAUUUCGUUAUAGCAUAAAUAUAAGCAAAAUUAUGAAAAUGCCUCAAAAAGACACAAUAAAUGUUAUCUCUCUUUCUUUGUCUCCCUCUCUCUCUCUCUCUCUCUCUUUACCUCCAACCGUUUCUUUUCCAUGUUUUCUCCCCCUCAUCAAUUUCUUUAUUAGUUUACUUUCUCGCUUUUCAUCUCUUUAUUUUUAUAUUUCUUUCUAUAAUAUAUCUUGAAAAGUGAAAUAUCGUGAUUGCCUUUGAACAUUAGCAUUUAUUUGUUAUUCCUGUGUAUUCGCAUACCGUAAUAAAUAUACUUCGUAAUUCGUUGCAUAAUUAUUCCUUUACCAACACUGUGAUAAUAUUUGAUAACUGGAAUGAUUAUCAUCGUCCUAUGUAAACAAAUAUCUAUUGAAUUCUUUUUACACAGCCGAAUUCAAUAUUCCUAAUACAAGAUUAUGCAUUUCUUAUUUUCCUUUGAAAUACAUGAUUUUUACAACCAAUCAAAACACAGGAAUGUAUAUAGCGUCACAUUCUGACACUUCUUACUUGUACUGGUCAAAAAUAAAAUAAAUUUAUUAAUUAUGAA
Molecule: messenger RNA, 4867 nt
Organism: Lytechinus pictus (painted urchin)
Lineage: Eukaryota; Metazoa; Echinodermata; Echinoidea; Temnopleuroida; Toxopneustidae
Product: homeobox protein CDX-4-like
Exons: 3
Coding region: 263-1495 (410 amino acids)
Biological process (GO): embryo development; cell differentiation; animal organ morphogenesis
Cellular component (GO): nucleus
Molecular function (GO): DNA-binding transcription factor activity, RNA polymerase II-specific; RNA polymerase II transcription regulatory region sequence-specific DNA binding
Source: RefSeq, a predicted model, not a curated record